AUGGCGGCGCAGUUGGUGGCAGCGGCGGGCACCGCGGUGGCCAGGCCGCUGGCCGGCGGAUCUGGGCCCGACGCGCCUCGUGGCGGGGCGAGGAUGCCAAGGGAGAGGUGGAGCGGCGCUGUGGCCGCGAGGGGACGCCGCGAGUCCCAGGCGGUAUCCGUCAUAAGCCGCGCCCCGCGCCCCGAGGCCGUGGUGCUGCCGGUGUCGCCCGACGACGACGCGGCCGUAAAGGAGGAAGCAAACUUCCAGCACCUUAAGGCUAUCCAGCAGCUUGCAACUGCAGCAAAUGGUGUGUGGUCUAAACCAAAUGUAAGGCGCAAGACAAAGAUCGUGUGUACAAUCGGCCCUUCAACUAACACAAGGGAGAUGAUAUGGAAACUCGCUGAGGCUGGCAUGAAUGUGGCUCGGCUUAAUAUGUCACAUGGAGACCAUGCAUCACACCAGAAUGUUAUUGAUCUGGUGAAGGAGUAUAAUGCAUCACAUGCUGACAAUGUGAUUGCUAUCAUGCUUGACACAAAGGGACCAGAAGUUCGAAGUGGAGAUUUGCCUCAACCGAUAUUUCUGGAAAUCGGGCAAGAAUUCACUUUUACAAUCAAAAGGGGAGUUGGGACUGAUACAUGUGUUAGCGUUAACUAUGAUGACUUUGUUAAUGAUGUUGAAGUUGGCGACAUGCUCCUUGUAGAUGGAGGGUGUACAACGUUACUGAGGAAUGAUGUCAUUCUUGGUCAAAUCAAAACUGAAGAUUCUGUGAAAUGUGAAGUUAUUGACGGUGGUGAAUUGAAAUCUAGGCGCCAUCUGAAUGUUCGUGGAAAGAGUGCAACCUUGCCAUCAAUAACUGACAAGGAUUGGGACGACAUUAAGUUUGGUGUGGAUAAUCAGGUCGAUUACUAUGCUGUUUCUUUUUUUGUGAAAGAUGCUCAAGUUGUCCAUGAACUCAAGGAUUAUCUAAGAAGUUGCAAUGCUGACAUACAUGUAAUUGUAAAAUCGAAAAGUGCAGACUCCAUCCCAAACCUACAUUCAAUCAUCACAGCAUCUGACGGGGCUAUGGUUGCCAGGGGUGACCUUGGAGCUGAACUGCCCAUCGAGGAGGUGCCGCUGUUGCAGGAAGAAAUUAUUAGAAUGUGCAGGAGCAUGGGGAAGGCUGUUAUUGUCGCUACAAAUAUGCUGGAAAGUAUGAUUGUUCAUCCAACUCCAACCCGAGCAGAAGUUUCAGACAUUGCUAUAGCUGUCCGAGAGGGUGCUGAUGCAGUCAUGCUUUCUGGAGAAACUGCACAUGGGAACGGCCUCGCAGGCUCUUCCAAUGGCAUGGAACUGCCCCAGACCAUCAUCCUAAAGCUCUCAGAUUCUGGCAAUCGAGCUGUUAAGGUCAUGCACACUGUUGCCCUGAGAACUGAGGCAACUAUUCCUGGUGGGGAAUCACCUGCAGACCUUGGUCAGGCUUUCAAGAACCACAUGAGCGAAAUGUUCGCGUACCAUGCAACAAUGAUGUCAAAUACCCUUCGAACAUCAAUAGUGGUUUUCACCAGGACAGGAUUUAUGGCUAUACUGCUUAGUCACUACCGUCCAUCCGGCACUAUUUUUGCCUUCACAGAUGAGGAGAGAGUUAGGCAACGAUUAGCUUUGUACCAAGGUGUAUGUCCAAUUGAAAUGGAAUUUUCCGAUGAUGCUGAGAAGACAUUUGGCAACGCUUUGUCUUAUUUGCUGAAACAUGGUAUGGUUAAGGAUGGUGAGGAGGUUGCACUCGUUCAAAGUGGUAAUCAGCCCAUCUGGAGAUCACAAUCAACACACAACAUUCAG
Miscanthus lutarioriparius is the source of this 1797-nucleotide messenger RNA. Lineage: Eukaryota; Viridiplantae; Streptophyta; Magnoliopsida; Poales; Poaceae. The record is from the annotation of a GenBank genome assembly.